GGGGCGGGCUGUGCGCGCCCGCGGUUUCUCGUGCUUCUCUCACUCAAGAGACUCACUCGGUGCGCGCGCUGCACACACUAAACUCAAGUUUUCAACACCGGCUGAAUUAAGUCGGAGUCUAAAUAGCCAAAAACAUCCGUGUACCGGGACACACUGGACGUACUCCUCACGUGGUCCUGUGCCCUUCUGACCAGCGCACUUCCCCCACCCCUCGACACUUACUCCCCACCCCAGUGCAGCCCCACCAGUGGCCACCACCAUUUUGUAACGCAAAUCUUCCCGGUAUCGGAGGAUUUAUUUUUCGUGCCAGUGGCCAACGUUGGCUCGACACCAAACCAACCAAAAGGUGAUAUCGAGAUUGUUUUAUGGGGGGACUGAGGGAUUUAACGGAGUACUCCAGUGAUAUAUUUUCUGUGGUGCAAGUGUUUUUACUGUGAAAAGUUGGAUUUUUUUUAAAAAAGGGGGGGUGGGGGAAGACAGUGUUAUUUUUUUUUUUUUUCUAGUGGAGAACCGGCGAAAAAUUUCCAACGAUACGGAUCGCUGCGCCCCUCUACCGACUAACGUGAAACAGAAACUUGACUCUUCAAGCGUGCGCACGUUUGUGGCACUUGGCUAAAUGUCAAACGACUCUUGCAUGUUUCCACUGGGGAUUAAAGGAUCUUUCUCGUUAAUAUUUUUUAUUUCAAGUGUCUGAUGCACUUUGAGACGAAUUAACGCGGUGUGAGAAGCACUCAAAGUGAGAAUUCUUUGCCAAUUGAGAACGGAGAAAAGGGAUCAGUGAAAUCGUUGAGUUGUAAUCAUCUCAGUGUGGAAUUUAUUGUUGAGAACUCGAAUGUGUCAACAUCUGUUGUAGCAGAGGCUGGCCGCUUGUAUCUGGCGGGUACGUGGCGCCACAGGAGGCAGACGUGAUGAUCAGUUCCUCCAAAAUUCAGUAAAACAUCGGAAAAUUAAUUUUCACCUGUUGGUUUGUACCUCAACUCGGUGGUGGUGAGGUUUUUUUUUUUUUCGGUUUCUUUUUCAACCUCGGUUACGCACAGUGCCUUCCGGGUUCAUUCGUGUGCAUCGGAGGGGUCCGUAUGGAUGUGAUGAGUGUCGGGACACUAGGAUUAGUCAUUUUUACCGGUUAAUUCUCGGUGAUUUUAUUAUUUAUACGUAUUUGCCGUGAGUUUUGAGGUGUCAACAGACGUGUGGAGUUUCUUAAUGCUGGUUAUCGUGGUGUUGGUGGGGCCCGGGAGGAGCACGAAGGACCAUUGAACUGUUUUCACACACAACUGGUGACUCUCGUGAUUUUUCAUUCAAUCGUUGAGGUGCACCUGUUGAGACAUCCAGCCGAAGUAAACCGCAUCGAGUCCCAAGGAUGCCGUGGCUGAUCGGGCGAGAAGAUUCUCGACACGCUUGAGGUAGCCAGGAGGUAUUCCCACCCCUGGAUGCAACCAGACCGCAGAGUAUCCUCCAAAAAUCGUCUUCCAUCGCGAGGCUCUACCAGCCAUCGAUCUGCAUCAGGACCAGACAGCAGCAUAAAUUGUCCAUCUUCAGCACUGAAGGGCACUGGCGCAAGUGGUAUGGACCUGACGGAGACGUUUCCGGCGGGUGGUGUUCCCGGUGAUGACCUAGGGAAGACAGACUACUUCGAUUUCGUUGUGUCUCCUCCGCCGCACUGCGGCUCAACGGGCGGUGUCUCGGACGAGGAUAGUUACCUCCACCGAACCACCUGUCGAGGUAUGAGUUACCUGCAGGACAGCCGUCACGAUGACCACGACACUCACACAUCAUCCUUCAUCAAAGAAACCAACAACAACACCUUAACAGCAUUACCACCCGCAUCAACGUUGAUAGGAGCAAUGAACCAUCAUGGCGUUCGCAAUCACUGCGUCAGUACAGAGGUUCCAAUGGAACAAUCUGACUGCGACUACUGGAACACGGAUGACAGUAAGGAACAGACAGCUAGCAUAUUCCUGGAGGACCUCAACAAAUUUUGCUGGUCAACAGAAGCCACACCAACAAGUCACUCCGACGUCCCAACCACCGACAACUCUCACCGCAUCACAACUGCCAAUGACCGACAGAAUACAGACGGCGCCAUUUACACAUUAACUGUAUUAAACAAUGAGAAUUCGAUAGACGCCUUGGACUGUUGCAAAAGUCCAACAGCCCCGUCAACCGAUUCCUGGUCCCUCCGGCCAAACCUUGACCUCGACGCAAUUCUCAGUCUGGAGCCGAGUCCCAGCGAUCAAGAUCAUGACGUCCAGAGUUCCGUCGAUCAAACCAGAACUACCGAGAGGUACCACGUGAUAGCGACACCAUCGUCGCAGUACGCUGACGACAGUGGUUUCGUCGAGAGCAAGGAAUUAUGCAGGCAGUCAAAUCCUUCGGGCGAUAAUAACAACGAUUGGAAGCUGUCCGACCAGAAUCAGCUGCAGGAAGCGGUGGCUGCAGCUGCUGCUGAUAAUGCCGAGAGCCUCCUCAGGAGUGCCCUCACGGGGAAGAUCUACACAGGAUCCACGCAGAUACCCUCACCCUCUCCAUCCCAAGGAUCAACGAUCUCCUUAUCAGUCUCGAGUAACGCCAGCGGUGGUCUUCAGAUUCUCGAUCAUCAGGGCCAAGGGCAAUCCCAACAGCCACCCCAGGAGUCACAGAACGAAGCCAUGCACGCCUGCACGGACGAUGAUCUCCUGUUAUCUCAAUUGGCGAGUGCCCCAUUCCGACCCGGUGAGUACGAGAAACUCAAGAGCAUUGAGAACGAGGUGGUAGAGUCCUACUGCAGUUUGGAGCCAGUCUGCAACGUAUCCUCAGCCCCAACAGUCCUCUAUACACUAGAUCCUCAAAGUGGUAGUUUGGGUACGAUAACGUUGCCGGCCGAUUUGGGAACGGUAACGGUGGUCGCAGCCCAACAGGAUUUGCUGUCACAGACAACAACGAGAACCGAGGAGGCCCAGCCCACCAGUAAUCAGAUACAAAUAGCACCGGCAAGGUCCAGUACAAAGGCACCCAAAAAAUAUUGCAGAAGGUCCAACAAGAACAGUGCCAAUAGCAACGGUUCCUCAGGCAAUACUUCCGGCAAUGGUACCAGCGGACAGGGGAAUGGUUCAGGAUCACCAAGCUCUGUUCAACGAAAGGAAAGAUCCCUACACUACUGCAGUAUCUGCAGUAAAGGCUUCAAGGACAAGUACAGUGUCAAUGUUCACAUCAGAACGCACACCGGGGAGAAACCUUUUGCCUGCAAUAUGUGCGGUAAAAGCUUCAGGCAAAAGGCACAUCUUGCCAAACACUACCAGACACACAUGGCCGCCAAUAAAACUAAUGUUGGAAAUGGCAACAGCAGCAGCAACAGCAACUCAAGUCCCUCAGACACAUCACGAGGAAAUCACAGUGGUGAUUCAGCCGUUUGUAAUCCAUCGAGUUAGUUUAGCUGUUUUUAUAUAUUUUUUGAAUUAAUGUUUUUUUUUUUGUUGGAACCCUGAGACAAUUCUGAUACGGUUGCUAAAGGGAGUUUCUCGUGUGAUAAAUCCGGUGUUUAAACCGUGUACAAAGAGCUCUCUAUUUUUUCUAUAUUCUCUUUUUUAUCGCUGUUACAUUCACGAAUUGUCUUUUAUCAUGGAGAAAACAUUUGGGGUAUCGAUCAAUGCCCGAUCGUGUGGUGAACCGAUUUGCUGGAUUGGACACGUGUUAGGUGAGGUUUAUGGGAGGGGGUAUGGGGGGGUCGUAGGGACUGGAUGGUGCAACACGAAGGGGCCGUGACUAACGAUCGUACGUGGAGAAUUCAAUGCUCCACGAGGUGAACGGUAGUUGGGGGAGACGUACCGAUGUUGGAAAGGUGAUCCUCUUGUGGUUGAUGCUCGAAUUGAAUUUUUCGAGGCGAUUGCCGAUUUAUGGGACCGAUAGGUGAUGUAGAUGAACUACGAGUUGCACAGGUUUUACGAUGAACCUUGAGUUCGGGAGAAUUCUAUUGGAGGAGAUAUGAAAAAAUGCCACGAUUGUAUUCAAAAUUCGAUGUAUUCCAAUGCAUUUGAGAACUAAUGUAAGACUCAAUCUAUCCGUUACUCUUCCAGAACUAUGAUAAAAGUAUUAAUGACAAAUGAAUGAAAAAAUCGGAGUGUAUUUGUAAAGCGCCCGAUUGGAAAUUAGAAAAAUUAUUUAUAGUUAAUUAUACGAAUUCCUCAAUCCGUCCAUGACAGCUGUGAAAAUGUCACGGCCAAGUGGCGCUCAAAUGUGAUGCUUACAAAAGAAAGUCUUAAUUCAGGGUGAUUGCAAUCGCCUGGGACUGGUAUAAUGGAGAUAAAGGGAUUUCGAUAGAUAUGUUCUGUUCUGGUCGGUUACACGAUGUGUGGUAUUUAAAUUCUAUCUGAGACCUUCAGUCACACGAAAUGUUGCCCUGUAGCGGUGAGAUCGUUAUGUGCAGCUGAUUUUAUAAUAAAUGGAGAAAAGAAAAUGUGUGGAGACACUCUUGCCCCAUCGGCCACUCCACACACACGUAUUUUAUCAUAUUAUUUAUUUAUCGAGACUAGACUUUUUAUUACUUGGCCAACAGAACUAUGUAAAAUACCAUCCGAAUUCAUAAUUCAGUACUCCUUUAUUGUCUCAAUGUCGUUAAAUGGAAAUGUGAAAAGGAAUUUAUCGUUUAAAUUUCGGCUCUGGGCCCUCGUUGUUUAUUAUUUUUGAUGAAUCAUUCGUACUUGAAUAACAGCAAUAUUUAGGGAAUGAUUGAGAACGGUUGGGAAAGGUUAGAAAAUUUCGUAACAGUUUCCAAGGCACAAAAAAAUAAAUACUAUGUAGCAAACAUGUGAUUGACUUGUUCGUUGUGAAAAAAACAAAUUUCUGACUGCAUAUAUUUAUUCCAAUGGUGGAACAGGACAGGCUCUACCACUUCAAUUUGACCUUAAGUUUACGAACAUUUUACAAUGACUUUAUUGUUUUAACUUUGGAGGUCUGAAUUUUAAUUUCGAUGCUAAACUCUGGGAAAACAUUUUUUUAUCUUAAAAAAAUUAGAAUGUUCAUUUUCUUACGAAUGUUGAUCUGACGUAAUAGUUGCUCAUAAGGAUCAAAAAAGAUCUACUUUACGCACAAGUUGACCAAGCGAUAUUAUUCCAGAUACAAGAAAUUAAUUAACUGGACAUUGAAAGUACGUCUCAUAUUUUCCGAUUGCUUUUCAAUCAUGUAUUUAUUUCCUUGGGGGAGACCCCCCGCUGUGAGACCAUUAAUUACGUAUUAAUUUAAUUGUCGAGAUUUGUGUGCCCACACACUGAAGGGAUAUUGCAUGUCUCUAUCGGCCUAUUUUACGUUGAAUAAAAUUGCGAAAUGUUUUUCGUCUGCGUGAUUUGAUCUUAGAUUUUUUUACGAGCUAUUCACGGACACGUGGAGCCGAUUUUUAUCACUUGCGCAAUGAGAGGAAAUUGAUUUUUUUCUGCGCUUUCGGGGACUUUGAUCGAUGGGAGGGAAGUCGUGUGGGUUUGAUUUUUCCAUUGCGGAAUGUGCAUGGGAGAAGGGCAUUUGUGUCACUGAAUAGCAGUAAAAAUUUGUGAUGGAGAAUUCUUUCAAAAAAAUUUUUUUUUGUCAAUUUAAUGCUUUAUUUUAUAUGAGAUUGAAAUUACUUAUAUUCCUGACUUUAUAAUACGAUGAGAUUUACCGAGUUAUCAUUGUUAAUUACCGAGACAAUCGUACUUUUAUAGGGGAGAAUCUGUAGACAAGUUUUAUAAAAUUAAAUGAAUGAACUUGACGUUUAGUUUUCUAUGGAAUUUUAAUUGAGUUCCGGGAGCCGAUGCAA
Molecule: messenger RNA, 5761 nt
Organism: Diachasmimorpha longicaudata
Lineage: Eukaryota; Metazoa; Arthropoda; Insecta; Hymenoptera; Braconidae
Product: zinc finger E-box-binding homeobox 1
Exons: 2
Coding region: 1428-3404 (658 amino acids)
Biological process (GO): regulation of transcription by RNA polymerase II
Molecular function (GO): RNA polymerase II cis-regulatory region sequence-specific DNA binding; DNA-binding transcription factor activity, RNA polymerase II-specific
Source: RefSeq, a predicted model, not a curated record